This is a messenger RNA of Spodoptera littoralis (African cotton leafworm), 1737 nucleotides long. NCBI's taxonomy places the organism in Eukaryota, Metazoa, Arthropoda, Insecta, Lepidoptera, Noctuidae. The record is from the annotation of a GenBank genome assembly.
AUGGAAGUGGACGCAGAGGACAGGGAAAAUGUUAAAAGACAUAACAGUUUCACAAGUCCGAAUAUUAAAAGAGCCCCCGUGGCUAAACGAGUUGGAAGAGAACGCUGUCACAGUUACCAUGCUCAGACACCAAAAGCAACCAAAAAUUCUGAAAAAUCUCGCAUCGAAGUGCCCAAAAUGUCGUUUAGGGUGGUGCGCAGUUCUAAAUUCCGCCACGUUUACGGGCAGGCCCUGAAACGUGAGCAAUGUUAUGAUAAUAUAAGAGUGUCAAAAAGUUCUUGGGACUCUACUUUCUGUGCGGUGAAUCCUAAGUUUCUGGCUAUAAUCGUCGAGUCCGCCGGCGGAGGCGCCUUCAUAGUACUGCCACACAAUAAGGUCGGGCGUAUACCGGCGGACCACCCAUUAGUGGGCGGGCACAAGGGCCCCGUGCUCGACAUCGCGUGGUGCCCGCACAACGACAAUGUCAUCGCCAGCGGGUCUGAAGAUUGCGUUGUUAAGGUGUGGCAGAUCCCGGACGGCGGGCUGUCGCGCACGCUGACGGAGCCGGUCGUGGACCUCGUGUUCCACCAGCGCCGCGUCGGGCUCGUGCUGUGGCAUCCCACGGCGCAGAACGUACUGCUCACUGCGGGCUCCGAUAACCAGAUAGCGAUAUGGAACGUGGGCACGGGCGAGGUGCUACUGACGCUGGACUGUCACCCAGACCUCAUCUACUCCGCAUGCUGGAACUGGACCGGAUCCAAACUGCUCACCACCUGCCGCGACAAGAAGAUCAGGAUAAUCGACCCCCGUAAAGGCGAGGUGGAGUCGGAGGCGAUAGCUCACGAGGGCAGCAAGGCAUCGCGCGCCAUCUUCCUCAAACAUGGACUCGUAUUCACCACUGGGUUCAGCCGAAUGUCUGAGCGUCAGUACUCGCUGCGCACGCCGGACGCGCUGGGCGAGCCCAUCGUCACGGUGGAGAUCGACACGUCCAACGGGGUCAUGUUCCCGCUCUACGACCCCGACACCAACCUCAUCUACCUCUGCGGGAAGGGAGACUCGGUUAUACGGUAUUUUGAGGUGACGCCCGAGCCGCCAUUCGUCCACUACAUCAACACCUUCCAGACUCCAGACCCGCAAAGAGGUAUCGGCAUGAUGCCGAAGCGAGGAUGCGACGUGGCGACGUGUGAGAUCGCCAAGUUCUACAGGCUUAACAACUCGGGACUCUGUCAGGUGGUAUCAAUGACCGUGCCCCGCAAGUCGGAGUUGUUCCAAGAGGACCUGUACCCGGACACCCUGAGUGACGAGGCCAGUCUCACCGCCGACGAGUGGCUCGCCGGGGAGGAUGCGGAGCCAUGCACCAUGUCGCUGAAGGGAGGCUACGUGGCAGGGCGCUCCGCCCCCCAGCUCACCGUCACCAAGAAGGCCAACGCCCUCGCCGGCGCCAAGGAGAGGGACAAGGACAAGGACCGCUCCCCCACUCCCGCCACCAAGAGGGACGACUCUCACGCCGGUACUCCCGCGUCUGCUACGCCACCGCCCGCUAUUAACGCUGCUGUGGAGAAACAACUAUCAGAUCUCGUCGACGAGAUUCGUAAGCUGAAGUCCGUGAUUGUAAAGCAAGAGAACAGGAUCCGAGCCCUAGAGGCGACAGUGAAGGCGGCGCCGCCCCCGGCCGCCGCGCCCUCGCCGCAGCCCCCGGCCGCCGCCGCGGAGACACACAACCACGAGGACGACGCCAUGGCACCUGACGAGGUCUGA